Talpa occidentalis (Iberian mole) is the source of this 2528-nucleotide messenger RNA. It is a transcript of the gene LY6G5B, whose product is annotated as lymphocyte antigen 6 family member G5B. Lineage: Eukaryota; Metazoa; Chordata; Mammalia; Eulipotyphla; Talpidae. The record is from RefSeq and is a predicted model, not a curated record. The transcript is spliced from 3 exons. Gene Ontology annotation, cellular component: external side of plasma membrane. Bases 741 to 1394 code for a protein of 217 amino acids.
CCCAGGGACUCCUGCGACCUAGUCACACACACCUCCGAGUUAAAAAUCAGCAUGAAUUUGUGUCCAGUGAAUUUGAGUGCUGUUCUUAGUAGACAGCAGAGCAAAAUUCCUAGGGCUGCAGGGGGAGGGAGGUGUGGCUGCCAGUUCGCAAGACUAAAGAAAGUCUUGUUCCUUUUGGGGCCACUUUUACUGUAAGGGAUGCAGCCAACACUUGUCUCAGUUUUGGUUUUACAGGGAAAAGCACUCCUAAAAUAUAUUGGGGUGAAGAGAGGAGAGACAAGGUCCAGAAUUACUGGUCCAGAAUUACUGCUCAGUGAUACCUGUGUGCCCUCUGCUGGGCAAACUGAGUCAUGCUCAUCAGAAGGGUGACAACAAUGGCUUAGCCAAAGUUUCCCUGCACAAUCGCAACUGGCACUAUUGUCUGGGAUUCAGAGAGGCCAGCUGAGGAGGUGGUGCUGGAAACAUGCAAAUUCAUGGGCCCUUGAAGAGACCUUUGUGGGGCAUGCAGCACAAAGGUAGCUGGAUCAAGGCCCACGUGGAGCCAGGUACUUGCCCUGUCUGGGCCACUGUUCCCACAUUCAGAUACGACCUGGACCUGGUGGGUGAGGACACAGUGUCCCCACUGUGAGGUAAAUAACUUCCUCUCCGCCCCCACCCCCAUUCUGCCCCAGGCCAGAAUAUAGCUCUGUAUCUACAGCAGCUCCUGCUCAAAACCGCCCCACAGCUCAGGAUCAAGGAGCAUGGUUACAGAAAGGUGGGGUUUUAGGGUACUCCUCAGGGACUGUCCCUCUCCCCAGAAUUCCAUGAUGAAGGCCCAUAUGCUUGUAGGUGUGCUGGCCAUGGUGGGCUGCUCAGUGGGGAAGGCUCCUGUUCCUGAAGUCCGGACCUGUCACCUCUGUCUCUUAGAAGACGCUUCCUUGGGCUGCAUUUCAGGCUCGGAGAAGUGCACUAUCAGCAGCCUGUCCCCGUGCAUGGUGAUCACCAUUUACUACAAUGCCAAUAUUCGCUUCUUCAUCCGAGGCUGUGGACAGUAUCAUUCUUACCGCUGCCAAGAAACACACAACACCUACUUCAUGCAGUACUGGUACAACGCCCAGUGCUGCCAGUAUGAUUAUUGCAACUCUUGGUCUAGCCCCCAGCUCCAGAGCGCUCUGCCUGAGCCCCAAGGCAAGACCCUGGCCCUGCCCCUGCCUGACUCCCAGCUCCAGCGGUUCUACCAGGCCCUGAACCUCUCACUUCCCCUCCCCAACUUCCAUACUGGGAAGGAACCUGAAUACCCAGACCCCCUGACCACCCUGCCCCUGAACCUGGGUUUGUCUAUUGCUGACCUGCGCCACAUUUACUUGUUCCUCAACAGUUCAGGACUUUUGGUUCUUCCCCGAGCUGGACCCUGACACCUUACCUUUCCCAAACUCCAUUCUCUUCCAGCACCUCUCCCCUAACACCCCAGACACCUGCACCGGCCUCUCAUAGCACUCGGAUUCUCUGCUCUGUAAUUUCUUUGGCCUCUUUUCCUUUGUACUUCCAGCUUCUGUAUGUUUUGGUUUAAUUUCCUUCCCAGAAACCAGUUGGCACUGUAUCCACUUCUUUCUUCUAGAAAAGAACCUCAAGUGCAAAUUCUGCUCAGACUGCCCUGGGAAAGACACAGACUCACCUCUUUCUCAUCAUCCAAAUGUUCUAUCAUUCCCCCCAUCCCCAACAUCCCAGGCCCCUCUCAAUCUGGUCACAUGCUACCUCCAUUCAGAUCUGUCCCUACAUUGUGUCCUAUGCCUAUCACUAACACCUGGCACCAGACUGAACUUGCAGCAAGAAGAAUUGGGGGUAGAUUUCUGUGCAGAUGUCCUGACUUGGCACUCUGGUGUCCUUGCCUCACUGUCUCCACCAUUCCAGACCCCCCUUUGUUUCUUGCUGCCUUCUCUUACCUCUUGUCCCACCCAGUCUCUUGCUCUUCAGCCCUAAAUCACAUCACUGAGUCACCACACCUACUUCCAUCGGUGCCGGGGGAGAAGAGAGGCAAGGGUAGGGCUUGUCCUGCUGUUACACAUCUCCCAAUUUCCCGACACAAUAAAUGGACUGCACUAAGACUGUGUCACAUUGUUUACACACACUGGGUUUGGCUCAGGUAUAGACAGGUUAAAGAGGAUUAAUUGGGGGUGGGGUUCAAAUAUGGUUCCCCACUCCCUUGGCCUUUGUGGAUUCCUCCUGACUAUCCAUCCCACCUGCUGCUCAGCUAGAGAUCAAAGCAUGAGGACUGCAGCUGCUCCCUGCCUUAAACACCCUAAAAACCUAGAAACUUAAACUUAGGUGAUGCCAGAUUUUUCCACUUAAGGAGGAAACAUUCUCUCUUUAACCCAGGAGGACUCGGGAGCAAAUUAAAGGACCAGUUCUGCAUCUUAGGGUCACCUGGUGCCGAAGGACUUGGAUUCUGCUGGUCCCUAGUUCUUUUCAGGAUCCUGGCACCCAGGGCCCUUCUGUCGAGUUCUAGGUGAAGGGGGAAGGACAAAAAAGCACACAUGUGGGGUUGCAGU